ACUCGGGCAAGAUUACAUGUCCACGGACGUUGGGUUGCAGAGGCACAGAUUGGGGAGUUGGUUCGAACAUGGCAGCCCCCACGUGGCGCGUACCUUUUCCCCUUGGCCCUUUGGAGAAAGGAAAAAAAGGAUGGAUGCCGUAUUGGGGCCCUCCCCUCCCCCCCUGACCCUUGUUUCUUUUUUGGCUGUGCAGCCACCAUGGCCGUGAUAGUCACUUGUGCAUCAUCAUCAUUAGAGUUACAUGAUGCGCCCUUCUCCACGCAUGCGAGCCCUCGAGUGUGACAUGACAGCAGCAGGUCCAAGUCCCACGACCCAGGAAACCCAAAAGCCCUUGCACAGGCUAAUCCUGAAGAAUGCUCAGACGCACACGAGGCAGAGGCAGCCACCCGAACCGGCAAGAGACCUACCUGCUCCGUGAUGCCACCACUGCUGCUGGUACUAGCAGAAGGAACAGUAGCAUCACGACGGAUACACGUAUUGCAGCAGCUAAAGAUACUUGGCAGCCAUGUACAUGUAAGCUAGCUCUUAGCCGUAGAUGCGGCACUUUGCUACAUGCAAACACGGCACGGCACGGCUUCGAGUACAAGUCCAUCCCACUGAACGCAUGUAUCUGUUUACUCAGACUUGGUUCCAUUUUGUAUGGGCCCCAGGCAAGGAAAACGAAAAAAAGCCCAGAACCAGCAAUUGAUUCAUCAUUUCCCACUGGAUGGAUGAGAGUCCGCGGUCCCGGAAGCGAAUCCCUACAUGGUGUGCCGUGCCUGGCAAAUCCUCCCAAACUCAUCCUCAUCUCAUCUCGUGCAAUCAUUCCAUCAUUGCAUGCCGUCGGUUCGGGUCCCCAAUUUC
Trichoderma atroviride IMI 206040 is the source of this 843-nucleotide messenger RNA. NCBI's taxonomy places the organism in Eukaryota, Fungi, Ascomycota, Sordariomycetes, Hypocreales, Hypocreaceae. The record is from RefSeq and is a predicted model, not a curated record.